This is a messenger RNA of Podarcis lilfordi (Lilford's wall lizard), 3335 nucleotides long. NCBI's taxonomy places the organism in Eukaryota, Metazoa, Chordata, Lepidosauria, Squamata, Lacertidae. The record is from the annotation of a GenBank genome assembly.
AUGGCUGCUCUUCAGCUGCUGCUGAUGGUCCCGGCGCUGGGCAGCUUCCUGUUCACCUUCGGGACCGGCGUGGAGCUGAUCCGCUUCGUCUCCUUCCGCGCUCUGUUCCUGCAGCCGGGGACGGGGGCUGCCCAGCACAGAACCGGUGCGGGGGCGUAGGGGCGGGAGAGAAAUGGAGGGGCCUUGCGGGGGAGGGAAUGAGAGCUUGGGGUUGCAAAGGGGUGCGAGGUGCGCGGUCUUUGGGCGGAGGAGCAGGGAUCCGGCGGCCCCCCAGGUGUGGGGCUCUGUAUCGGGUCCAGGGCAGCAUGGGCAGUGCUGAGGGAUGACGGGAGUUGUAGUUCAGCAGCAUGCCAAGAGGUAUGAAAAAUUGCCCGUUCAUCCCUUCCUUUUAUUUUUGGUUUGGAUCCUGAAGACGCCCAGGCGAGUGGCAGGAGGCUGAAACUCUAAAGCAGCCACUUUGAAACUGAGAAAGUCAAAUGAUAGGAAUUCCUAGAUCUUAGAUAAGAUGCUUUUAACACUGUGAUUUUAUGUUGCAAUGGUUCCUGUUGGAAGUUUGCGUCUUGCCCUGGGCGUUUUCCAACAAGCAGAAAUAAAUGUGGCGCCUUGUUGUGAAAGGCAGGCAGGGCUAAGGAUGUGGUCUGGCUCCCCUCCACCCCACCCCCACCCCCCGCCGAUGCUAUUAGUAUGUGAACAAUAUGGUUUGGUAAUAAUAUCCCAUGAUGUCGUUAAAGAUGAUUGGAUAAAAAUGUCUGUAUGUUCUACUUCCUGCUCUGUAUGUUAAGGCCAUUCAAUCCAGAAUCUUCCCAAUAGUUUAAGAGAGCCUUCCCCAACCUGCUAUCAUCCAUAAGUUUUAAAGUACAACUCUCACCAUCCCUGCUGGCUGGGACUGAUGGGUGUUGGAGUCCAACAUCUCAUAAAUAACAGGAUCUGAGAUUACAGAAUUAUAGAGUUGGAAGGGACCCUGAGGAUCAUUUGGUCCAAUCCCCCUGCAAUGCAAUAUGCAGCUGUCCCUUACAGGGAUUGAACCGGCAACCUUAGCACCAUCGGCACCACACUCUAACCAACUGAGCUAUCCAGAGAACACCAGCUUGUGGAAGGAUUGUUUUAAGAUGAUGAGAGAGAGAAGGAGAGAGAGAACAAUUUGUCUCUGGGAUCAAUUUCUGGGCUACUAUCUGAGAUCCUCUGCCAGCCCCUGCUGGAUGCACUAGGCCUCACCUUGAGCAAACCUCUUUUCUUUGCAGAUGCUGCUCAUCUUCAAUGGGGAGCUGCCCUGAGGGAUCCCAAGAUUCUGCGGCCACUAAUGGUGGAUGUGGGCUUAAUUGUCCUCUUCAUCCUGCAACACAGCCUCAUGGCCACUCAGCAAGUCAAACACUGGACCAGAAGUUGCUUUGGAGUUCUACAGAGAUCUUUCUAUGUCUUCUGCACAGCGUUGACUCUCCAGGUAGGCGUAUCAAUUUGGGGCACCAAAAUGGGGGGAGAGGACUGAAGGGGAGGAAGAAGUCCCACAGGCAAGAUAACAGAGCAAAUCAGAGUGAAUUCUUGCCCAAGUCAGAAAAGCUAAGCUCAGAAUGCAGAAUAAAUCUUCCUGGCAUGAUGCCGUUUAGAUUUCAUACUCUGCACUUUCAUGGAAGCAAUAUUUCCAAAGCAAAUCCCCCAAUUUCAGCAUUAAGUCUUUGCUCCUUGGUACAAAUUAUUUUGAUAACGGACCUCCCAAACUCACACCGUUAACUCAGCAUAGCCUUCAUUAUGGUGCGAAGCAAAAUGCAUCAUUGUAAUGAACACUAGAAUCUUGCACAAUUUAAAAACAACAACAACCCAGUAUGGAUAUGAUUUGUAUGAUUUGGCUAAUGUCUACAUGUCCAGCGGAUUUUCUACAAUGUGAUUGCAGUUUUGGAGUCCCAAAAUGCAGCCAUAUUAGAUGUGUGCCUGCAGGAGAAUCCACUUUUAUCUAAUGUGCCUUUUCCUUCCCACCUAGCUGCUGAUGAGGUACUGGCAGCCUGUGCAGGAUGCUCCUGUGCUCUGGAAUACGAGCAGGGAGCCGUGGGUCACUUGGGUCCCUCUCAUCUGCUUCAUCCUCCACUUCAUUGCUUGGCUGGUCAUCUUUAGCAUCCUCCUCAUCUUUGACUACGCAGAGCUGAUGGGGGUCAAACAGGUACCGCGCAGCUUCCCUUUUCCCAUCUAGAGAGGCCACCGUCCUGUAUUUGGCGGCUGAGCUCAGCGAGGCCCAAUUAACCAGCCAAUGAGGGUGAUAGAAGAUAUUUCCUCCUGCUGUAAAAUAUUUCUAAAAAGAAAGGCCCCAGGUUUGAAGGAAAUUUGGAAGCCAUGACCUCUCUCUUGGAAGCUCUUAAUGUGCUCUGGCUUUACAGUGAUAGCAGUUGGGGGGGUGCAUUGGAUUUGUAUGAAUUCUGAGGGAUUUAUUUAUUUAUUUUAAAAAAUUUGAUUUUAAAACUAUAAGAUACAAUACAACCACACACAUCCACAUUUGGAGAUUCCUCAGAAUCUCUGGACUUCCCACCUUCCCCUCCGUGGGUCCUAUUAUUAAACCUUUUCUACUGCAUCUCUUUCAAUAGUCCAUAUUUUAUAUAGGUCCAUAGUACUUGCUACAAGUGUUAUUGCAAUCCUGCUAAUGUUUUCAUCUGUUUACAGUGGUCUCCAAGAUAAAUUAUAAAUUUCCCCCAUCCUUUCUUAAAGUUAUGGUCUUCUUGGUUCCUGAGCAUAACGGUCAGUUUUGCCAUUUCGGCAUAGUCCAGCAGUUUAAUUUGCCAUUCCUCUCUGGUAGGGACAUUCUCUUCUUUCCAUCACUGGAAUUCUGAGGGAUUUUUGGUCAAGGCAGAGACCGCAGAAGCACUUAGUGUUGUCUCAGCAGUCCAGACAGACAACAAAACAAAAACCGAUCUCACAUUCCCCCUCAGUGAAUAUGUAGAGGCCCAAUGUGUACACAAGUCUAAAAUGGUGUCUUGUUUCCCCAAAAGAUUUGUGCAUCUGCGGUGCAAAUGGGUGUUUCUCUCGUUCUGUAGGUUUACUACCACUGCCUGGGCAUGGGGGACCCUUUGGCCGUGAAGUCCACAAGUGCCAUCCGCCUCUUCUCCCACCUGCGUCACCCCGUGUACCUGGAGUUUCUCCUCAUCCUGUGGGCUGUUCCCUGCCUUUCUCUUGACCGCCUGCUCCUCGCAUUGCUCUUCACAGCCUACAUCACCUGCGCCCACAACCUUGACCAGCAAGACUACCUCUACCUGCGAGCUCAGCUGGACAAGAAGUUCCAGAUCUUCUCCCGUGAGGAGGCAGCCUAUGGGGAUCUGCUGGCUCAGAAUGGCCCCUCCGUCCUUAAGAACUGA